This is a messenger RNA of Sorex araneus (European shrew), 1146 nucleotides long. RefSeq names its product E3 ubiquitin-protein ligase TRIM38-like. Lineage: Eukaryota; Metazoa; Chordata; Mammalia; Eulipotyphla; Soricidae. The transcript has 6 exons. Gene Ontology annotation, molecular function: protein binding; zinc ion binding. The record is from RefSeq and is a predicted model, not a curated record. The coding region runs from base 1 to 1146 and encodes 381 amino acids.
AUGGAGCAGGAGCAUCUGUGUGAAAAACAUGGAGAGAAGCUCAGCCUGUUCUGUGAAGAUGAUGGUCAGCUCAUCUGCUGGUGUUGUGAGCGGACACGACAGCACAAAGGGCACACCACGGUCCUUGCUGUAGAUGCCUGUCAGAGCUACAAGGAGAGUACUGGAAUCUUCCAAGAAGCAUUGACAUACCUGAAGAAACAAGAAGAACAAUAUAAGGAAUGGCUAGGGGACAUAAGAAAGCAAAUAACAAAAUGUCAGUCUGAAACUAUGAAAAAAGAAGAUUGCAUUAAGUAUCAUUUUAAGAUUUUUCAUAUGAUUCUACACAUGGAGGAGAAAUCUUAUCUCUGGAGACUGGAGGAUGAAAAAGAGCAAGUUCUGAAGAGACUGCAGGACAGGGAAGCCCAGCUGGAGGAGCAAAGCCAGGAACUCAACAAACACAUCCUGGAACUGGAGAGGAAAUGUCAGGGCUCAGCCCAGGAGUUACUGCAGGAUGUGACACACACUUUGGACAGGAUUUCUGCUAUGCAGCUAAAUAAGCCAGAGGACGUUGUCUUAUUGGAUACUUUCAGUAUGCCUGAUGUUGAUAACAUUUUCUGUCAAUUGACCAAAUUGUUUGAGACUGAUCAUGUUCGGCUUACUCUGGAUCCAGAUACAGCUCACAACAACCUACACGUGGACAAGGAUGAGAACAUCGUGAUUGGUGGCAGGACCCAAGUGAAGCAGGACACUCCUACUAGGUUUAAAGACUUACCCUGUGUCCUGGGAUGCGAGGCCUUCACCUCUGGGAAAUAUUACUUUGAAAUAUAUUUUCAAGAAGGAUCUAGGUGGGAUGUCGGAGUUUGUCUGGAAAAUGUGUCAAGAGACAAUGACAGGAGACGGGAUCCUGAGUCUGGCUUCUGGGCCAUCAGACAUUGUAGAGAUAAUGACUAUGUGGCUCUUACAUCGCCCCUAACUCCUCUUUCUCUGGAGGAUGUUAGUUUUAUAGGGGUUUUCCUGGACUAUGAGGCUGGAAUAAUCUCCUUUUACAAUUUGGAUACUGCCUCCCACAUCUUCACUUUCCCAAAGGUCUCUUUCUCUGAGUCUAUCAAGCCUUAUUUCUGUAUUGGUGAAGAUUCUUAUUUGUACAUUUAUCAUACAUAUUUGUAA